Messenger RNA from Emiliania huxleyi CCMP1516, 279 nucleotides. RefSeq lists its product as hypothetical. The transcript is spliced from 2 exons. The record is from RefSeq and is a predicted model, not a curated record. NCBI's taxonomy places the organism in Eukaryota, Haptophyta, Isochrysidales, Noelaerhabdaceae. The coding region runs from base 1 to 279 and encodes 92 amino acids.
AUGGCUGGCCGCAGCGAGGCGCAGGUCCAUUGGCUCUUCUCGGGCGGCCGCGCCGACCCACUCGAGCUCGCCCUCGUCGAGGACUCGCUGCUGCUGCUCCUCGAGCUCGCGCGCUGCACCGAGAUGUGCGUGGAGCUCGCCGGCGGGUCGUGGAUUGCCGACUUGUCUGUGGUGACGGAGCAUCUCGUGCGCAACGAGGUGCACCCCGCCCUCGCGCGCCUCGGCCUCCCGGCCAAGAUGCUGCAGAACGCGCUGAAGCCGGCCGCUCUCCGCGGAUGA